Molecule: messenger RNA, 1047 nt
Organism: Fraxinus pennsylvanica
Lineage: Eukaryota; Viridiplantae; Streptophyta; Magnoliopsida; Lamiales; Oleaceae
Source: the annotation of a GenBank genome assembly
AUGGAUCGGAUCAAGGGCCCGUGGAGCCCCGAAGAGGAUGAGUUGUUGCAGAGGUUGGUGGAGAAGCAUGGACCCAGAAACUGGUCUUUGAUUAGCAAAUCGAUUCCGGGACGGUCUGGUAAAUCGUGCAGGUUGCGGUGGUGCAACCAGCUUUCCCCUGAAGUGCAGCAUCGGGCUUUCACACAUGAAGAAGAUGAGACAAUCAUUCGGGCUCACGCGAAAUUUGGCAACAAGUGGGCUACAAUAUCACGGUUAUUGUCGGGCCGGACGGAUAAUGCUAUCAAGAAUCAUUGGAACUCGACUCUGAAGCGUAAGUGCUUUUCCAUGUCCGAAGAGUUCAAUAACUUCGAGCCGGAAACUCAUCAGCCAUUGAAAAGAUCUUCAAGUGUCGGGCCGGGUACAAUGAUUUCUAACUCGGGCCUUUAUUUCGAUCCUAGCAGCCCAUCCGGAUCCGAUUUGAGCGAAUCAAGUCUUUCGGGUCAUCAAAUUUACCGACCCAUUCCAAGAACCGGCGGGAUCUCUCCUCCUCAUCCUACGCCUUCUCAACCAGACCUCCUCACAUCACUUAGCCUUUCCCUACCUGGGUCGGGUUCCAAUUCAAAACCCGUUUUAGAAUCGAGCAUGAAAUCCUUGCCCACACAAAUGAAACCUAUAUCAGACCCGACGCCUAAACCUUUACAGGAGCCGGAUCUUAAAUCAGGGUCCCCUAUGCACCAUGCCCAGAUAAUCCAGUCUCCGGCACCAGUCAAGACACCACCCGUUCAAGCUUCUCUGAUAACUUUUACGCCGCCGCCGCCGCCAGUGUCUCUGCAGACUCCGCAGUUUACUGCAGCAGCGAAACCUGCAGUCGGGGCGGUGGCUAUGCCAUACCAGUUUGAUGCGGAUAAACAGUUUUUUAGCCCGGAGUUCUUGGCAACUCUGCAGGAGAUGAUAAGGAAAGAGGUGCGGAAUUACAUGGCAGGGAUCGAGCCCAACGGGUUUUUGAAGCAGACAGAUGCGAUCAGGAAUGCAGUGGUGAAGCGAAUUGGGAUAAGCAAGAUUGACUAA